Hydra vulgaris (swiftwater hydra) is the source of this 1843-nucleotide messenger RNA. RefSeq names its product alkyldihydroxyacetonephosphate synthase, peroxisomal. The record is from RefSeq and is a predicted model, not a curated record. Gene Ontology annotation, cellular component: peroxisome. Lineage: Eukaryota; Metazoa; Cnidaria; Hydrozoa; Anthoathecata; Hydridae. Gene Ontology annotation, biological process: lipid biosynthetic process. Gene Ontology annotation, molecular function: FAD binding; alkylglycerone-phosphate synthase activity.
AAUUUGUAUUAUAGAACAAAAUGGCUAAAAAUUCUAAAGAAAGUAUUAAAAUGAAUUUUACACAUAAAAAUAGCAGCAACAUUAAAGCUUUUCCUCGAAAACGUCAAGAAGUACUUAGAUGGAAAGGUUGGGGUUACAAAGAUUGUCAGUUUGAGUUGAUGGAAAAUAAUGAAACUGUUAGAUUUAAAGGUGAUCGUUAUUAUGCACUUGCAAAUGAAGAGCUUCCGAAGUUAGGGAAAUGGUUUGAAGAAAGUUGUGAUGCAAAUUUAAGUUUGCGUUCUGCAUCUCGUGAAAAGUUAAAUAUAGAAGAUUAUCCCGUUCCGAUUCAAAAUGAAGAAUUUUUGAAAGAUGUUUACAAUGUAGGAGUGUCAUCUUUUGAUACUGAAGAUAGAGUUGUUCAUGGCCAUGGUCAGACUAUCUUUGAAAUAUUUGAUUUGAGGUAUAAGAAGUUAGAGCGUAUACCUGAUAUUGUUAUAUGGCCUCAAUCUCAUGAUGAAGUUGUUAAAAUUGUUUCUGCAGCAAAAAAGCAUGAUGUUUGUAUUAUUCCUUUUGGUGGUGGAACAACAGUGUCAGGAGCUGUAACUUGUCCAGUUUCUGAGAAGCGCAUGAUAGUAUCCUUAGAUAUGACGGAUAUGAAUAGAAUUUUAUGGUUUGAUGAAGAGAAUCUUCUUGCUCAUUGUGAGGCUGGCAUUGUUGGUCAAGAUUUGGAAAAAAAACUUAAAGAGUUUGGAUUUUGUACUGGACAUGAGCCAGACUCUAUGGAGUUUAGUACUCUUGGUGGGUGGGUAGCCACUCGUGCCUCUGGAAUGAAAAAAAAUGUAUAUGGAAAUAUUGAAGAUUUAGUAGUUAGUAUUCGAAUGGUAACAGCUGAUGGAGUUAUGGAAAAGCAUUGUCAAGUUCCACGUAUGUCAGCUGGACCAGAUAUUCAUCAUUUUAUGCUGGGAUCAGAAGGUACUUUAGGUGUUAUUACAGAAGUAACUCUUCGUAUAAGACCACUUCCUGAAGUUGUUAUUUAUGGGUCUGUUGUGUUUCCAAAGUUUGAGUCAGGUGUUCUUAGUUUACGUGAGAUAGCAUUAUGUAAAUGUGCUCCGGCAUCAAUCCGUCUAAUGGAUAAUGAGCAGUUUUUGUUUGGUCAAGCUUUAAAAGCUGGAAGUACACCAUUUUGGACAAAAAUAGUUGAUUCAAUUAAAGCAUUUUAUAUCACUCGAAUCAAAGGUUUUGAUCCCAAGGAAAUUUGCGUUUGUACUCUUUUGUUUGAAGGUUCAAAAGAUAGUGUUGAACAUCAGCAGAAAAAAAUCUAUUCAAUUGUUAGUAAGUAUGGUGGAAUACCAGCUGGAGAAGCUAACGGAAGACGUGGUUACACUCUUACAUAUGCUAUUGCAUAUUUAAGAGAUUUUGGUUUAGAGUUUUCUUACAUUGCAGAGUCAUUUGAAACUUCUGUACCUUGGGACCGUGUUUUGGAUUUAUGUCGUAACACAAAAAUAGUAAUAUUUCGGAUGUGCAAAGAAUUAGGAGUAAUUCGUCGCCCAUUUGUAACAUGUCGUGUUACUCAAACAUAUGAUGCAGGUGCUUGCAUAUACUUUUAUUUUGGAUUUCUUUAUCACGAUGUAAAAGAACCUUUAGAAGUCUAUGAAAAAGUUGAAAAUGCUGCACGCGAAGAGGUUUUGAGAAACGGAGGAAGCAUCUCUCAUCACCAUGGUGUUGGUAAAGUUCGAAAGCAGUUUUUAUCUAAAACUAUCUCAGAAUCUGGUGUGAAUGCAUUGAAAGGACUAAAACAAGCUGUAGAUCCACAAAAUAUAUUUGGUGUCAACAAUCUUCUCUGAUUUAAAGAAAUGAAAUAAAA